Messenger RNA from Musca domestica (house fly), 1658 nucleotides. RefSeq lists its product as uncharacterized. The transcript has 10 exons. The record is from RefSeq and is a predicted model, not a curated record. NCBI's taxonomy places the organism in Eukaryota, Metazoa, Arthropoda, Insecta, Diptera, Muscidae. The coding region runs from base 106 to 1509 and encodes 467 amino acids.
ACUUAAACACAACACAUUUUGUUCAUAAUAUUUUGCAACCACGGCAACGGUUUCACAUUUUGCUCAGAGGAUAACUGCAUUACAUUACUUGUAGUGUUGGUCCGAAUGUUGAAAUUAAAGAGGAAAAACAAAAUUUAUUCAAAAUAUGAAGAUAUGUUUAACCCCACUGAUUUGAAAGAUCCAGACAAAGCACAGAGGAUAAAUUUAACUAUUGAAGACUUUGAUGCGAAAGGACAUGUGGCAAAUCCACGAGCACCUUGCGUUGUUACCACGAUAGAUCCCGACUACACAAAAAACUCGGCUUUGCAGAGAAAAACACAAAAAUUUCGAAUGAAAACAGAUAUUUUAAGAUUGCGGGAAAUAACGCGAAAAAAAUUCGUUAUAUACGCUACACAACAAAAAUAUUUGGAAAAGCAAAGAGAAGAAGCUUUUCAAGACGAAGCUUAUCAACGUAUAACGGAGUUCCAAGAGUUUGCUCUUAAUGCUCUUUGCAAGAUAGAAUCGAGUGCUUUUGCUGGGAUGCAACAAAUGCAAAAACAACUGCAAGAUUUACAAAGGAUGAAUAUAAACGAGGAACUUAGAAAUAUAGUAGCAGAUCAUCAGCGAAUUCUCAUGGAAGUGCAAGAGGUGUACGCCAGGUUUCUUUUCCUUUUGAAAGUUAUUAGUUAUUUUGACGAAAUAAUAUCACCCGAAGACAUAGAGAACGGCCAGGAGAAAAGAAAACUUACGCUUCCAAAAAAUGUUGUAGAAUUGGAAAUUAAUGAAAAACAUCCAGUUGGCCAACGCGAAGUCUCUGACAUUAUAGCUUACAUGGACAAUGUCAUAAGACCAUAUUUAGCCAAAAGAAGCCAUCUUAAUUCUGAUAUAUGGAUCAAGGGGUACGAACGUACAAGGCAUAAGAUUUUCAAUUUUAACCGAAGAUUUGCACAGGUGGCUUUGCUGAAUCAUUUGGUGUUUGUGAUUCAUGACAAAUCGGAAAAGGUAUACACUCGGAGAGUGGUCCGACCUAUUUUGUUAGCAGGCACUGGAUUUCUUAAGACACGUAUUGAUUCUUUAAAGCAGCAUUCUUUCAUCAUUUUCAACGAGUUUGAAAAACUUCAGAAAAAAGAUAAACUUCUUAUGAAAUUGAAUGCAAUCGUAUCAGUUAUACUUCACCGAAUUGAGGACAAAAUAUCAAAAUGCAAUGAUUUUCCAGGGGCUUUAAUAACUGCCAAAUCGAAAAAUAGCCCCCCGGAGAAAAGUAAAAAAUCAUCGAGUGUAGUAGUCUCAACAACUGAACGAGAUAUUUAUGCUUUGGAGAGAAUUGAAAAAAUGCAUUGGUAUCUGCAGAAUCUUUUACAUGAUUUGGAAAAGUAUUCCCCAGACAAAUGCAGACAAAUUGAAAUUAAUGUUCGAAAACGUUUGGAAAUGCAGAAAGACUUCUCUCGACGAGCACUAAUACAAAAAAAUCGUCUUCACAAUUGGAUGGAUCAUUAUAAAAAACAUGAUAUUUUACGACAAAGUAAAUAAAUAAUAUUCUAUGUAUAAUGAGAUCCAACAAAAUAACUAUAGACUCAGGAUCAGUAUAUCGAAUUUGUUUAUAUUUUGUCCCAUAUUAGAUUCAUUGUAAAAUGUAUCAAAUAAACCAAAAUAACCUAUUUGAAAUGUUAAAAAGUUAA